AUGUUUUGGGGAACUCAAAUAUCACAAGGAAAAACUCACAAAUUAACAGCAGAAGAAGCAGAUGUUAUCCAUGUUUCUAAUGUUGCCAUUUCUGAAGGAGAAAAUAAAAUUUAAGUUUAUGCAAAAGUAUAAGGAAAAGAAUUCAUCCUUGCCAAUCUUGAGAAAAACAAGUUGGAAUAAGUCUCUUUGGACUUGUAUUUCAGAGCUGACCAAUAGGUAGAAUUUGGAGUGAAAGGAAAAGGAACUAUUCAUGUUUCUGGAUAUAUCGAACCUGAAUUAGAUAAUGAAGAGGGAUUAUCUGAUGAUGAUGAGUAAACCCUAAGCCAAGAUGAGGAAGCUAGCGAAGAAAGUCCAGAACCAGUUCAAUAAACAAAGAAAAAAGAAUAAUCUAAAUAAUAACCAUAAUAAUAAUUAUAAUAAUAAACUUAAAAAUAAAAUAAAGAAAAAUAAGAAUAACCAUAAUCCAAACCUCAAUAAGGAUAAUAACAAUAGAAACCAACAUAAUAAUAAUAAAAACCAUAAUAAUAAUAACCAAAGCCAUAAUAACAACAACCAAAAAAGGCUGAUGAGGAAUGGGAUGACGAUGAAGAUGAUGAGGGUCUUGAUGAUUUUGAUGAAAAUGACUUAGAUGAUGGAGAUUUGGAUGAUGAUGAAGAUGAAGAUGAAUCUGAAGAAUAAAAACCCUAAUAAAAGUUUGUUAAAAACAAUGAGGGAUAAAAGCAAAAGCCUAAGUAAGAGUAAACUAAACCUUAAUAAAAAGGAUAGUAAUAAUAAUAAUAAUAAAAAUAAUAAAACUAAAAUCAAUAAUAAUAAAAAUAAUAGAAUUAGAAUCAAUAAUAAUAAAAUAAAGGAAACUAAUAAUAAGGUUAAAAGCCAGCCUAAAAUCAAUAAUAAAAUCAAGGAAAACAAUAAUAACAUCCUCAAAAUAAAGGAAAUCCCCAAUAAAAUAAGGACAAUUAAAACAAGAAUUUCAACAAGAAUGCCAAUAAAAAUCAAGGUGGCUUCAAGUAAAAGCAAUAAUGAGUGUUAAUAUAUAACAUUAUAUAAAUAAAAAAAUACAUAUCAAAAAUUUUGUA
Molecule: messenger RNA, 1076 nt
Organism: Paramecium tetraurelia
Lineage: Eukaryota; Ciliophora; Oligohymenophorea; Peniculida; Parameciidae
Exons: 4
Source: RefSeq, a predicted model, not a curated record